UGGAUUAAAGACACUUCGAGCCCAACUCGGUAUAUGUCUCGCUUUUCUCAAGGGCCUAGCUCAGCGAGCAAGUGGCAAUACAAGCCUCGCAACUUCAUUUCCUAGUAUUUCACUUUCAUUUUUUUUCCGCAUUGAUAACCGCCCACAGCCAUUUGGAUUGUUUCCGUAAACUCCACCCAAUAUGGCUGAUCAUCUCUCUUUGACUCCCUCUGGAUCUUCGGACACCGUCAUGGAAGGACAUUCCCGGGUAACUAAGAUGGCGGCUCUUAGUUUUGGCACAUCGCCAGAUCUUGCUGGUUUGGACCGUAUAGACCGUGUAGACCGCAGUAUGGAUAUGAAUCUUCCGUUUCGCGCCGAUCGAAACCACCCCGAUUCCUACGGACCUAGACAGGGUGUGAACCGUUUGGCUUUGUGGUACCAUAGGAAUGAUGGGCCUUGGACGCCCCCUGGCUUGACGUCCCCCCAGAGUGAUCUCAGGAAUCCAUCUAUCAUAGGUAACCUACGGGGUAGUCCGCUGGGGUUUUCCAGUCAAUACCGGGAGAGUAUAGUGCCGUCGGAAUGCGAUACGGUACCUCCGGGAGUGAUACCCUCUGAUUCCGGAUAUGGUGGGAGUUAUGGAGCCAAGCAUAGUGUUGCCAAUGGAUCCGUCUGUGAGGAGUCGUUGGAACGGAACCCGGAGACCCAAAGUCUCAUUGGACACAUAGGUGAACUGAAUUUUCGGUCUUACAAUCAAGACAUGGUGUCCAAAGGCGGAAUAAAUCCAGAAUCCGCCUGGCCUUCCCUUCAACAACCGCACCCGUCAUCCUCCUCGUCAGCCAUUGACCAUCAAAUCAACCUCGAAGGGAAUAGGAUUUGUGAAGUCUGCCACAAACUACUCAAGACGAAGUCUGAGCUCAAGAAACACAAGCAGAGGCAUGAUAAGCCUUUUAAGUGUAAUGUAAAUGGCUGUACUCGUCGUGAGGGCUUCAGUACGCCAAAUGAUCUUGAUAGGCACAAGCGAAGCCUACAUCCAGAUGAGGGUGCCAGUGGCAGCCGCUAUCGAUGUCCAGUAGGCGCUUGCAAACACAAAGACAAGAUAUGGCCCCGUGCCGAUAAUUUUCGGGCUCAUAUGAAGCGUGUUCACCAAAAAGAUUCGAUAUCAGACGAAGAUUUGGAUCAAUACAAGAUCAGGCCAACGCUUUCACCCAAAGAGGGUUUCAGCUCAGUUCGCGAUAGCACAGCCCAUGGAUUUGAUAGAUUUAGUGUGUUUCCUGUUGGAAAUACCAGCUAUGCUUCGGAAAACUCGAGACUACCCCGAAGCCCAGUCAUUGAACUGUCUACGGAAGCAAGUCCCGUGGAAGGUCGUGACCAUAGUCAACCUGAAGCGGCCUCAACCGUGAAUAAAUUCGCAAGCGAAGACCACUUACGCAUACCCAAUAAUUCCGCCGUUGGAGACGUGCGUCCGGAGAAUAACGACAUAUAUUUCGAUAAACAAGCAGUAACAUCGAACCAACCCUUAACUACACCUAACUCUGCACUUGAUGAUACCAAGGUCGUGAAACCAAGACUAUUAAAAGAAAGUGAUUCCGACCUCAAUUCAGUGAACUCGGAUUCUGAAUUGGAUGGUAACGUAAAACCCUUGGGCCAUUACAAAACGGAUACGCUCAAUGAACCCCAGAAUUUCCCAGGUGUCUCAUCCAAUGAGGGCUCCGAGCCUCAUGGGGAGUUAGAAGUGUCAAUUGACAUCAACGAGAAGAUCCAUGCAUUUCCUGGGGCAAGAGAUCUUGAGAUGGGGGACAUAGAUCUGACGAAUCGCGAUAACGUAGCGAAAAUACUUGAAAAACUUCAAAGCAAUGGUAUGCUUGAAAAACUCGGGUACAAAAGGGGGAAUCCACCGGACCCGGAGACUACAAAAGAAGAACCGAUUGGCAACGUCCCAUCCGAGGCAGCUCACGCCUGUCCUACAUGCCACAAAAGCUUUAGCCGACGUUGCGAAUUGAAAAAGCACGAAAAGCGGCAUUUAAAGCCAUACGGUUGCACAUUCCCAGGAUGUGACAAGAAGUUCGGUAGCAAGAACGACUGGAAGCGCCAUGAGAACAGCCAACAUUAUAUGUUGGAGCACUGGAGAUGCGAUGAGAAAUUUUCCGACGGCCCUUCCAAAGUCUGUGGAAAGUCAAUAUACCGACGUGAACUGUUCAAACAACAUCUUAACACAGUACAUCACAUUAGCAACCAAGGAGCCUUAGAAGCCAAACUCGAAAUGUGCCGCGUGGGGCGGAACUGCGAAGCUCGCUUUUGGUGUGGUUUCUGCUACGAAAUAAUCGAAAUCAAGAAGGAAGGUAUAGAGGCCUGGACCGAACGGUUCAACCAUAUAGAUGAUCAUUUUCAUGGGCGCAAUAACCUACCACAAAGGCAUAUCAGUGAUUGGGAAAAUGAAUGUUCACACCUCUCAAGGCCUCAGGAGUCAACACCAGACGAUACCGGCAACUCUAGAGCCACUAUGUCUGCGCCAGCUUGCUCGACCGAUACUUCUAAUAUGCAAGGCCAGCACGAGCUUGAGAAGCAGCAUAUAAAGCAGAAGAGGAAGAGGGACGAUGGGCGUGAUGCGCUUGUUUCAAAGCGCGUCGAAACAUUACAAGAGAUGCCCAGGCGUAAUUGUUGUACUACAGUUUCUUGCCAACAUAGGCUGUGUAGGGAUUGUUAUUAGUGCUAUGAAUCCCACAUAGCAUAGUAAUAGCGUUAUUUAAUCAAGGGUUGUUUAUUCGAUUUGCGUAUCAGUUAUUUUAUUAUAUCAUAUAGGGAUUAGACAGCAUCAUACCAGAGGAAGCAACGACUCUUCCCACUACAUUACGAGUAAUAUGAUUAAAUAUACGAUAACGUUCAAUGAUGACACGUAUAUUCAACAAUAAUCU
This is a messenger RNA of Hypoxylon trugodes, 2891 nucleotides long. RefSeq lists its product as uncharacterized. The transcript is spliced from 5 exons. The record is from RefSeq and is a predicted model, not a curated record. NCBI's taxonomy places the organism in Eukaryota, Fungi, Ascomycota, Sordariomycetes, Xylariales, Hypoxylaceae. Bases 182 to 2686 code for a protein of 834 amino acids. Gene Ontology annotation, biological process: regulation of transcription by RNA polymerase II. Gene Ontology annotation, cellular component: chromosome. Gene Ontology annotation, molecular function: chromatin insulator sequence binding.